AUGUUAUCCAAACUUGCUAGAAUUCCAAGCCUUGGAGUGACACGUGUACGGUUUCUGAGCUCUCAAGCUCUGGACAAAAGUGGCAAAUCCUUUCGUCCGGUGGUUGGCAUUAAAAGAGAAACAGUGAAUUUGUGGGAACAGAGAUCACCUCUGAUUCCAUCUCAUGUGAAGAAACUGGUACAUCAAGGCAUUCCGGUCCUGGUACAACCGUCCAACCGCCGAUGUUUCGCCGCUACCGAAUUCGAGGAGGCUGGAGCAGUGAUGAGUGAAGACCUGAGCGCUGCCACUCUGAUCCUGGGUGUUAAACGACCCAGUCAAUUGCGCCCGGAUGAUCUACUGCCUGAAAAGACCUACUGUUUUUUUACACAUACGAUUAAAGCGCAAUCAGACAAUAUGCCUUUGCUUGAUGAGUUGCUAUCUCGGAAAAUUCGUAUGAUUGACUACGAAUGCAUGGUCAACGCGAAGAACAAGCGUCUGGUUGCUUUUGGCAAAUACGCGGGAAUGGCUGGAACUAUUGACAUUUUACACGGUUUGGGUAUACGCCUGCUCGCCAUGGGUCAUCGUACUCCAUUUUUGCGCAUCGGUAUGGCUCACAGCUUCCAGGACUCUCAACAAGCGCAACAAGCCAUUCGCUUAGCCGGCUAUGAGAUUGCUCUUGGUCGAAUGCCAGACUCUCUCGGUCCGCUCACUUUUGUAAUCAACGGUGAUGGAAAUGUAUCUCAGGGUGCGCAAAUCAUGCUGGACUGUCUACCGGUGGAAUAUGUAGAAGCUUCACAACUGAAGGAGGUGGCCGAACAUGGAAAGAGAAAUCGCAUUUAUGUGUCCGUAGUCACGGUCGCCGAAUACAUGGUACACAAGCAAAGGAAAGAUUUCAAUGCGGUUGAAUAUUUUGCCGAUCCAUCGCUUUAUGAAUCGAAUUUCAGGGACACGAUUGCACCGUAUACCUCUGUACUGAUAAAUGGGACCUACUGGGACGCCAGAGUUCCACAGAUUCUAACCUGCAAAAAUGUUAAAUCUCUGUUGGACGUUAGACCUAACAUUCCAGGAAGUCCAAACAACGAAGGCUGUCCGACCCUGCCGCACAGGUUAUUAGCUAUUUGUGAUAUCUCGGCCGACCCCGGUGGAUCUGUGGAAUUUACGGAAGAAUGUACCACAAUUGAUGAGCCAUUCAAUUUGUACAAUCCCCGUACUGGAAAAACCGAAUAUCAAAUUCACGGAGACGGGAUUUUGAUGUGCUCCAUUGACAAUAUGCCUGCGCAACUUCCCUAUGAGGCCAGUGAAUAUUUUGGCGAUACACUGCUCCCAUAUCUUCCAGAUAUGAUCAAAUCAAAUGCUUUAGAACCGUUCGAGAAUUACGAUGCCUCACCUGAAGUGAAAAAUGUGAUUUCUAAUGUUGAAAGCGAACUGACCGCGUUGAGGGAACACUUUCCACGCAUUCAACCGCGACAUCUAAACAUAUUCGAGGAUGAACGUCAUUUUGAGGAGUUGGUCCGCCAGAACGACCUAAUCGUGAGCCUCAUCCCGUGGAAAUAUCAUCCGCUUGUUGUAAAACAGUGCAUUAAACAGGCGAAGAACUUGCUCACUGCUAGUUAUUGUACUCCGGUGCUGAAAGAAAUGGAAGAUGAAAUCAACAAGGCAGGUAUAACUGCAUUCAUGGAAAUCGGGUUGGAUCCGGGGAUAGAUCAUUUGCUUACAAAGGAAUGCGUAGACUAUGUCAAAGAACACAACGGCCGUGUUAUUUCUUAUCGAUCAUUCACGGGUGGAUUACCGGCUCCGGAAAACUCAAACAAUCCUUUACGAUACAAAUUCAGUUGGAGCCCGGAAGCAGCAAUGUCAACUGUGAUGAACGGUGCAAAGUAUCUGGAAGAUGGUCAGAUCAAAGAAAUCCCGGCAGAUGGUAGUCUGAUGAAAAUGGCUAGACCGAUGAAUGUAUUCCCUGGAUUCAAUUUGGAAGGCUAUCCGAACAGAGAUUCUACACGAUACAUCCAGUUGUACGGUCUAGAAGGCUGUCAAACUGUUCUCCGGGGCACAAUGCGCUACGGCGGGUACACUGAAGCUGUUUCUGUCCUACUGAAUUUGGGUCUGCUGGAUUCCGAUUCCAAACCAUAUUUGCAACCGGGUGCUAAAACUGUAACAUGGCUCGGUGUUCCGGCCAAAUUACACGGGAAGGAGUUGGAAGAUGCUCUUCUGAAAAAGCUUUCCGGUGAUCGAAAAAAAUACGAAUGUUUACUGGGCCUUGGACUUCUAUCCGAGGAUCCCGUUGCACUGACCAACACACCACUGUCAAGCACAUCUGCCCAACUUUCCAAGCUUUUGAAUUACGGGCCCAACGAAAGGGAUUUGAUCGUAAUGGCCCAUGAAUUGAUUAUUGAUUGGCCUGAUAAAAAACUUCGUGAGAAACGCGACGUAAGCUUGGUUGCCUACGGUGAAGCGGGUCAAGGCAAAUCUGGGCUGGCCAUGUCACGAACAGUAGGCAUUCCUGCCGCAAUCGCUGCGAAGAUGAUCUUGGACGGUGAAAUAACUGACAAAGGAAUCGUACUCCCCUUGCAGCGAUACAUUUACAAACCGAUUUUGGAACGUCUCAAAACAGAAGGUAUCGAAGCACAGGAGAUGUCUACUUUUGUUGAACUACCCUGA
Echinostoma caproni is the source of this 2637-nucleotide messenger RNA. The record is from the annotation of a GenBank genome assembly. NCBI's taxonomy places the organism in Eukaryota, Metazoa, Platyhelminthes, Trematoda, Plagiorchiida, Echinostomatidae.